This is a messenger RNA of Homo sapiens (human), 5244 nucleotides long. RefSeq names its product exportin 1 (gene XPO1). The transcript is spliced from 26 exons. The record is from RefSeq and is a predicted model, not a curated record. NCBI's taxonomy places the organism in Eukaryota, Metazoa, Chordata, Mammalia, Primates, Hominidae. Gene Ontology annotation, cellular component: nucleus; Cajal body; nucleolus. Gene Ontology annotation, molecular function: protein domain specific binding; small GTPase binding; DNA-binding transcription factor binding. The coding region runs from base 1058 to 4273 and encodes 1071 amino acids. Gene Ontology annotation, biological process: cellular response to triglyceride; response to xenobiotic stimulus; intracellular protein transport.
AGGUUCCAAACGCUCCGCGGCGCCAUGGGCUGAAAACUCAACCGAGAUGGAAUCUCCCAGUCUGAACCGGUUUCAACCGGUUCCGAGUUUGAGGCACUAGGAGGAGGGGGAGAAGCGGCUGCAGCGGCCGCGGCAGGAGCAGCGGGAGCUACAGCAUCAGCAAGAGCAACAGUAGCUACAGCCCCGGCGGCGGUGCCUGUUCCAGUCUUUGCUGCUGCAGUCCGUGCAACCACCCAGAGGGGGAGGGGGGAACCACCAGUCGCUGAGGAACAAGAGAAGGGGGGAAAGUUUAGGCGAGCCUUGGGGGGGGGGGGGCCAGCGCCGGAGCCGCGUGAGAGAGGGAGCCGUGUUUUGGUAGGGGGGAGUCGGACUGCAACUGGCAGCAGAGCGUCUCCCCGGCCGUGUGGACUCUACACCCCCUACUCCUGCCGCUUCUGCUGCUGCCUGUGGCUGGAGGGUCCCCCUGGGGCUGAAUCUUUGGGACUUGACCCCGUUCCCUCCCCCUUCCCUCACUCCCCAGCCGGGCGGGAGCAUUUAUUCCCCAGAUUAAUUCCCCUUUUGGGGGGGGGCGGGUGUGUGUGUGUGUGUGUGUGUGUGUGUGUGUUGGGGGAAGCGUCCCUGAAAUAGUAAAUAUUAUUGAGCUCUUUUUGCCCUUUUCCUGUCCGUUUUUUUAAUUUCCUUUUUUGAGGUGGGAAAACUGAAACCCACCUUGAUUCGUCCCCUCUCCCCCCUCCCCACCUUCCCUCGCCCUAAUCCCCCAACGAGGAAGGAAGGAGCAGUUGGUUCAAUCUCUGGAUGGAGUCUCAUUCUCUUGCCCAGGCUAGAGUGUGGUGGUGCAUCUCGGCUUACUGCAAACUCCGUCUCCUGGGUUCAAGCAGUUCUCCUGCCUCAGCUUCCCAAGUAGCUGGGAUUACAGGUGCCCGCCUCCAUGCCUGGCUGAUUUUUGUAUUUUUAGUAGAGACGGGGUUUUGCCAUGUUGGCCAGGCUGGUCUGGAACUCCUGACCUCAAGUGAUUCGCCCACCUCGGCCUCCCAAAGUGCUGGGAUUACAGUAAUCUAUGCCAGCAAUUAUGACAAUGUUAGCAGACCAUGCAGCUCGUCAGCUGCUUGAUUUCAGCCAAAAACUGGAUAUCAACUUAUUAGAUAAUGUGGUGAAUUGCUUAUACCAUGGAGAAGGAGCCCAGCAAAGAAUGGCUCAAGAAGUACUGACACAUUUAAAGGAGCAUCCUGAUGCUUGGACAAGAGUCGACACAAUUUUGGAAUUUUCUCAGAAUAUGAAUACGAAAUACUAUGGACUACAAAUUUUGGAAAAUGUGAUAAAAACAAGGUGGAAGAUUCUUCCAAGGAACCAGUGCGAAGGAAUAAAAAAAUACGUUGUUGGCCUCAUUAUCAAGACGUCAUCUGACCCAACUUGUGUAGAGAAAGAAAAGGUGUAUAUCGGAAAAUUAAAUAUGAUCCUUGUUCAGAUACUGAAACAAGAAUGGCCCAAACAUUGGCCAACUUUUAUCAGUGAUAUUGUUGGAGCAAGUAGGACCAGCGAAAGUCUCUGUCAAAAUAAUAUGGUGAUUCUUAAACUCUUGAGUGAAGAAGUAUUUGAUUUCUCUAGUGGACAGAUAACCCAAGUCAAAUCUAAGCAUUUAAAAGACAGCAUGUGCAAUGAAUUCUCACAGAUAUUUCAACUGUGUCAGUUUGUAAUGGAAAAUUCUCAAAAUGCUCCACUUGUACAUGCAACCUUGGAAACAUUGCUCAGAUUUCUGAACUGGAUUCCCCUGGGAUAUAUUUUUGAGACCAAAUUAAUCAGCACAUUGAUUUAUAAGUUCCUGAAUGUUCCAAUGUUUCGAAAUGUCUCUCUGAAGUGCCUCACUGAGAUUGCUGGUGUGAGUGUAAGCCAAUAUGAAGAACAAUUUGUAACACUAUUUACUCUGACAAUGAUGCAACUAAAGCAGAUGCUUCCUUUAAAUACCAAUAUUCGACUUGCGUACUCAAAUGGAAAAGAUGAUGAACAGAACUUCAUUCAAAAUCUCAGUUUGUUUCUCUGCACCUUUCUUAAGGAACAUGAUCAACUUAUAGAAAAAAGAUUAAAUCUCAGGGAAACUCUUAUGGAGGCCCUUCAUUAUAUGUUGUUGGUAUCUGAAGUAGAAGAAACUGAAAUCUUUAAAAUUUGUCUUGAAUACUGGAAUCAUUUGGCUGCUGAACUCUAUAGAGAGAGUCCAUUCUCUACAUCUGCCUCUCCGUUGCUUUCUGGAAGUCAACAUUUUGAUGUUCCUCCCAGGAGACAGCUAUAUUUGCCCAUGUUAUUCAAGGUCCGUUUAUUAAUGGUUAGUCGAAUGGCUAAACCAGAGGAAGUAUUGGUUGUAGAGAAUGAUCAAGGAGAAGUUGUGAGAGAAUUCAUGAAGGAUACAGAUUCCAUAAAUUUGUAUAAGAAUAUGAGGGAAACAUUGGUUUAUCUUACUCAUCUGGAUUAUGUAGAUACAGAAAGAAUAAUGACAGAGAAGCUUCACAAUCAAGUGAAUGGUACAGAGUGGUCAUGGAAAAAUUUGAAUACAUUGUGUUGGGCAAUAGGCUCCAUUAGUGGAGCAAUGCAUGAAGAGGACGAAAAACGAUUUCUUGUUACUGUUAUAAAGGAUCUAUUAGGAUUAUGUGAACAGAAAAGAGGCAAAGAUAAUAAAGCUAUUAUUGCAUCAAAUAUCAUGUACAUAGUAGGUCAAUACCCACGUUUUUUGAGAGCUCACUGGAAAUUUCUGAAGACUGUAGUUAACAAGCUGUUCGAAUUCAUGCAUGAGACCCAUGAUGGAGUCCAGGAUAUGGCUUGUGAUACUUUCAUUAAAAUAGCCCAAAAAUGCCGCAGGCAUUUCGUUCAGGUUCAGGUUGGAGAAGUGAUGCCAUUUAUUGAUGAAAUUUUGAACAACAUUAACACUAUUAUUUGUGAUCUUCAGCCUCAACAGGUUCAUACGUUUUAUGAAGCUGUGGGGUACAUGAUUGGUGCACAAACAGAUCAAACAGUACAAGAACACUUGAUAGAAAAGUACAUGUUACUCCCUAAUCAAGUGUGGGAUAGUAUAAUCCAGCAGGCAACCAAAAAUGUGGAUAUACUGAAAGAUCCUGAAACAGUCAAGCAGCUUGGUAGCAUUUUGAAAACAAAUGUGAGAGCCUGCAAAGCUGUUGGACACCCCUUUGUAAUUCAGCUUGGAAGAAUUUAUUUAGAUAUGCUUAAUGUAUACAAGUGCCUCAGUGAAAAUAUUUCUGCAGCUAUCCAAGCUAAUGGUGAAAUGGUUACAAAGCAACCAUUGAUUAGAAGUAUGCGAACUGUAAAAAGGGAAACUUUAAAGUUAAUAUCUGGUUGGGUGAGCCGAUCCAAUGAUCCACAGAUGGUCGCUGAAAAUUUUGUUCCCCCUCUGUUGGAUGCAGUUCUCAUUGAUUAUCAGAGAAAUGUCCCAGCUGCUAGAGAACCAGAAGUGCUUAGUACUAUGGCCAUAAUUGUCAACAAGUUAGGGGGACAUAUAACAGCUGAAAUACCUCAAAUAUUUGAUGCUGUUUUUGAAUGCACAUUGAAUAUGAUAAAUAAGGACUUUGAAGAAUAUCCUGAACAUAGAACGAACUUUUUCUUACUACUUCAGGCUGUCAAUUCUCAUUGUUUCCCAGCAUUCCUUGCUAUUCCACCUACACAGUUUAAACUUGUUUUGGAUUCCAUCAUUUGGGCUUUCAAACAUACUAUGAGGAAUGUCGCAGAUACGGGCUUACAGAUACUUUUUACACUCUUACAAAAUGUUGCACAAGAAGAAGCUGCAGCUCAGAGUUUUUAUCAAACUUAUUUUUGUGAUAUUCUCCAGCAUAUCUUUUCUGUUGUGACAGACACUUCACAUACUGCUGGUUUAACAAUGCAUGCAUCAAUUCUUGCAUAUAUGUUUAAUUUGGUUGAAGAAGGAAAAAUAAGUACAUCAUUAAAUCCUGGAAAUCCAGUUAACAACCAAAUCUUUCUUCAGGAAUAUGUGGCUAAUCUCCUUAAGUCGGCCUUCCCUCACCUACAAGAUGCUCAAGUAAAGCUCUUUGUGACAGGGCUUUUCAGCUUAAAUCAAGAUAUUCCUGCUUUCAAGGAACAUUUAAGAGAUUUCCUAGUUCAAAUAAAGGAAUUUGCAGGUGAAGACACUUCUGAUUUGUUUUUGGAAGAGAGAGAAAUAGCCCUACGGCAGGCUGAUGAAGAGAAACAUAAACGUCAAAUGUCUGUCCCUGGCAUCUUUAAUCCACAUGAGAUUCCAGAAGAAAUGUGUGAUUAAAAUCCAAAUUCAUGCUGUUUUUUUUCUCUGCAACUCGUUAGCAGAGGAAAACAGCAUGUGGGUAUUUGUCGACCAAAAUGAUGCCAAUUUGUAAAUUAAAAUGUCACCUAGUGGCCCUUUUUCUUAUGUGUUUUUUUGUAUAAGAAAUUUUCUGUGAAAUAUCCUUCCAUUGUUUAAGCUUUUGUUUUGGUCAUCUUUAUUUAGUUUGCAUGAAGUUGAAAAUUAAGGCAUUUUUAAAAAUUUUACUUCAUGCCCAUUUUUGUGGCUGGGCUGGGGGGAGGAGGCAAAUUCGAUUUGAACAUAUACUUGUAAUUCUAAUGCAAAAUUAUACAAUUUUUCCUGUAAACAAUACCAAUUUUUAAUUAGGGAGCAUUUUCCUUCUAGUCUAUUUCAGCCUAGAAGAAAAGAUAAUGAGUAAAACAAAUUGCGUUGUUUAAAGGAUUAUAGUGCUGCAUUGUCUGAAGUUAGCACCUCUUGGACUGAAUCGUUUGUCUAGACUACAUGUAUUACAAAGUCUCUUUGGCAAGAUUGCAGCAAGAUCAUGUGCAUAUCAUCCCAUUGUAAAGCGACUUCAAAAAUAUGGGAACACAGUUAGUUAUUUUUACACAGUUCUUUUUGUUUUUGUGUGUGUGUGCUGUCGCUUGUCGACAACAGCUUUUUGUUUUCCUCAAUGAGGAGUGUUGCUCAUUUGUGAGCCUUCAUUAACUCGAAGUGAAAUGGUUAAAAAUAUUUAUCCUGUUAGAAUAGGCUGCAUCUUUUUAACAACUCAUUAAAAAACAAAACAACUCUGGCUUUUGAGAUGACUUAUACUAAUUUACAUUGUUUACCAAGCUGUAGUGCUUUAAGAACACUACUUAAAAAGCAAAAUAAACUUGGUUUACAUUUAUUUUUCCUUUAUUGACUCAUUUAUUCCUAUAUUAAUGAUAGUGGGUAUUUGUGUUUAAGCAUCAAGUAACAUUUUAAAUGAAGUU